Molecule: messenger RNA, 417 nt
Organism: Macrosiphum euphorbiae (potato aphid)
Lineage: Eukaryota; Metazoa; Arthropoda; Insecta; Hemiptera; Aphididae
Source: the annotation of a GenBank genome assembly
AUGACAAAGGAAUUUAUGAAACAAUCUUCUAACCAAGGAGAUUGCUCUCCAACAACAUCGUCGCCUAAGAAUGAUGCUGAAUGGGCUCCGACCACAGAAUGGGUACGAUCUUGGAAGGAAAAACUGCCAUUGCAAACAAUUAUGAGAUUACUGCAAGUACUAGUGCCUCAAGUGGAAAAAAUAUGCAUAGACAAAGGUUUAACAGAUGAAAGUGAAAUACUCAAGUUCUUGCAACAUGGUACGUUAGUAGGACUGUUACCUGUCCCUCAUCCAAUACUCAUAAGGAAGUAUCAGUCAAAUCCAGGAACAACUGCUUGGUUUCGAACUUAUAUGUGGGCUGUUAUAUUUCUUAGAAACAUUGAUCCUCCUAUUUGGUAUGAUACUGAAGUGAAACUUUUUGAAAUACAACGCAUGUAG